AGUUUAGACUGGACAUGAAUGUACUUUUCGAAGCGUUUCUCAUUUUUUGAUCGCUGAAAUUGGUUUUUCUACAAAACACAAGAUCGCGCUUUUCCUUAGAAGUAUUCGUGCCAACAUGAAGUUGAAACGGCUGCAAACGAACGGUCAUAAUUCAAUUGCGAAAAGACUAAAAACCAAUGAACCUAAAUGCGAAGAAAUCUUUACAAACACUGAUAACUCGUCUGAAUGCUCUUCAGAUUCUUUGGCGAGCUGUAGUGAACUCGUAACCAAAGGGAUUUUUCUUAAAACCAAUGUGGAAUUGACAAAGUGUCUCGCAUUAGAUUGUGAGAUGGUUGGUGUUGGCCAUUGCUAUUCAAAUGCACUGGCGAGAUGCAGUUUGGUUAACUACAAUGGUGAAGUUGUGGUCGAUGUUUAUGUUAAACCUGGGCAGCCCGUUACAGAUUAUCGUACAAAAUGGAGUGGCAUUCGUCGAGAGGAUCUAAAAGAUGGUCACUGUUUCGAUGAUGUACGAAAGUUUGUGAGGAAAAUCAUCGAAGGUUGUAUUUUAGUUGGUCAUGCAUUGCAUUCAGAUCUUCUUGCACUGAAACUCACACAUCCUCGGCAUUUGGUGAGGGAUACCUCGAAGUAUUGUCCAAUCAGAGGAUUAGCUGGUUUAAAGCAGAAUAUGACACCGUCCUUGAGAGAUCUAGCUGGUAUAUUGUUGAACGAGACCAUUCAAGAUGGUGAGCAUUGCUCAGUCGAAGAUGCUCGAGCUACAAUGUCGCUAUAUAGACUUUGUGAGAGCCAAUGGGAGAAAGAAUUACGUGGGGAACUAAGUAACGAGUCUUAUCUCUCGGAUAUGUAUUGGCCAUCAUGGACUCGGAAUAGACAUCAAACCUAAAGAUGGGCAUGGUCGAAUGUGUUGAUUAUAUGUGGAUUAAUUUUAAAAUCUCAUAUGGGAAUAUGUUUCCUACACAUAGUUGCAUUGAAAAUUGUUUUUAUCUUAAUAAUGUUGCUUAAUGUUGGUAAUAAAAUAAAGAUAUAAUUUAUGUGAGAAAAAAA
Molecule: messenger RNA, 1041 nt
Organism: Xenia sp. Carnegie-2017
Lineage: Eukaryota; Metazoa; Cnidaria; Anthozoa; Malacalcyonacea; Xeniidae
Product: apoptosis-enhancing nuclease-like
Exons: 1
Coding region: 116-880 (254 amino acids)
Biological process (GO): rRNA processing
Cellular component (GO): nucleus
Molecular function (GO): nucleic acid binding; 3'-5' exonuclease activity
Source: RefSeq, a predicted model, not a curated record